This is a messenger RNA of Quercus robur (English oak), 2195 nucleotides long. RefSeq names its product L-type lectin-domain containing receptor kinase IX.1-like. Gene Ontology annotation, molecular function: protein kinase activity; carbohydrate binding; ATP binding. Gene Ontology annotation, cellular component: plasma membrane. Gene Ontology annotation, biological process: protein phosphorylation. The record is from RefSeq and is a predicted model, not a curated record. NCBI's taxonomy places the organism in Eukaryota, Viridiplantae, Streptophyta, Magnoliopsida, Fagales, Fagaceae. The transcript has a single exon. Bases 34 to 2091 code for a protein of 685 amino acids.
UCUCAAUCCAAACCACAUCACAAAAAUCCAUUAAUGGGUGUUUACAACCUCAAUGCCAAAGUUUCAAUCAUGGCUGUUUACACCCUCACGAUCAAACAUUUCCGAUUUCCACAGCUUUUCAACCUUUUUUCUUUAUUUAUGAUCACCAAUCUUUUCUCUGUACUAACCCCAUUUACAUUUACAAGUGCUUUGUCCUUCAACUUCACUAGUUUUAGCUCUCAGGAACUUAACAUAUCAUACGAGAAAGCUUACGCUGAUGAAGACCAAGUAAUCCAGCUCACAGGCAGCACGCUGAAAGAAGGGUUGGCAGGUCGAGCCAGUUAUUUCAGAUCCAUGCACCUGUGGAAUAAGGCCUCCGGACACCUCACAGAUUUUUCUACCCAUUUUACCUUUGUCAUUGAUUCGCAGAAUCAAACAAAAUAUGCAGAUGGGUUGACCUUCUUCUUCGCACCUAAUGGUUCCAAACUUUCUCCGGGUGCCUAUGGUAAAAAUCUGGGUCUCUAUAACUACCCACCGUCAAAUUCACAGGAUAGUUGUUUUGUUGCAGUGGAAUUUGAUAUUUGGAGCAAUUUCCAAUGGGAUCCGCCUGGGGCACGUGUAGGUAUUGAUAUCAACUCCAUGAAAUCUGUUGCUAAUGUGCCAUGGUUGAGUAAUAUUUCUAUAAUGGAAGGGAAAACAAAUGAAGCUUGGAUUAGUUACAAUUCAAGCUCAAAAAAUUUGAGUGUUGUCUUUACUGGUUUUAAAAACAAUGUUACUGUUUUGCAAUCGCUUUCUCGUAAUGUUGAUUUGAGAAAUUACCUACCUGAGUGGGUUACCUUUGGAUUCUCAGCCGCAACAGGAUAUAAUAGUUCUGCAUUACAUACUAUUAAAUCUUGGGAUUUUAUUUCAAGUCUGGAAAUUGAUAAUAACAAUACCAACCCAAAAGGUUCCAGUCUGAACCUCCCCGCUAAGAAAAGGAACACGUCCGUGUUAGUUGUGGGGUUCAUUGUUGGUGGAUUUAUUUUGGUUGGUGGGUUGGCCAUGGUUCUGUUUGUCUUGUGGAAGAGGAAUCGGAGGGAUAAAGAAGAUGAUCGUGCCCUUGAUGAAGAGUUUAAAAGGGGAACAGGACCUCGGAGGUUUUCAUAUGAUGAAUUGGCUCGUGCGACAAAUGAUUUCAAUGACAAAGAAAAGCUAGGCCAAGGAGGAUUUGGUGGGGUUUACAGGGGAUUUUUAAGGGACUUAGAUACCAUUGUUGCUGUUAAAAGGGUAUCAGAAGGGUCUAGACAAGGGAUAAGAGAGUAUGCAUCAGAAGUAAAAAUUAUCAGUCAAUUGAGACACAAGAAUUUGGUGCAACUCAUUGGAUGGUGUCACAAAAGAAGUUCUGGACAACUAUUACUUGUUUAUGAUUUCAUGCCCAAUGGAAGCUUAGAUUCACAUCUUUUCAGAGAAGAAGCCUUAUUGAUAUGGGAAGUGAGGUACAAAAUUGUACAAGACUUGGCUUCAGCCUUGCUUUACUUGCAUGAAGGAUGGGAACGCUGUGUGUUGCACAGGAAUAUAAAAUCAAGCAAUAUUAUGCUUGAUUUUAAUUUCAAUGCCAAACUUGGGAAUUUUGGAUUAGCUAAGCUUGUGGACCAUGCUAAAGCAUCACGAAUUACUGAUUUGGUAGGUACCAAGGGCUAUAUGAACCCAGCAUGUGUCACAACUCGUAGGGCCAUUAAAGAAUCAGAUAUCUACAGUUUUGGAAUUGUUGUAUUGGAGUUAGCCUGUGGAAGAAAGCCAACCAAACACGAGGCCCUAGAAGAUCAGGUAGUGAUGUUGAACUGGGUUAAGGAGCUCCAUGAAUUAGGAGAGGUUCUUAAUGCAGCUGACCAAAGGUUGGGUGGACGUUUUAAUGAGCAACAAAUGAAGUGCUUGUUAAUUUUAGGCCUUUGGUGUGCUCACUCCGAAUGCGAUCGUAGGCCUUCAAUAAGAGAAGCAAUUCAAGUGCUCAAUUUUGAAGCUCCAUUUCCUCUUCUCCAAUUAGAUACUCUCAGGUCAUCAUAUCGUACUCCAAUGAAUGAAGCUGCAUCUUUGCUUUCAACCUCCAAUGGUGCUACUAAUUAUAUGGGAUGACAAUAGCAAUUCCUCAUAGUUUAAAGCAAACUUUUUUGCUUAUCCACCUGCUUUUCUUUUGUUGUUAAAAGUUAAACUUGUUUGAACUGUACUUUCACUUAAAG